CCCAAAUCGUCUCCAUCAACCUGCACUGCAUGUUCUCGGUGCUGUGGCAGUUGAGCAGGAGGGAUCCGGAGCUCUGCGUGCAGGCGAUGACCUCCUUGCUGUCGAUGCUGCAAUGCCUGCCCCCAGAAUCGCUCGUCAACGAGCCAAAAUCGGCCAUUCGGGACAUGCACGAGACGUUGAAGCGGUUGCGGAUUGAUGGCUCCUCCUGCGUUUCCGGUCUUGCCUCAGCCUGCCUCACCGCUCUCGCCACAGCCUCCGCUUCACCCGAAUUCCUCUUCUCAACGGCGGCCACGUUUUUGUGCGAUAACAUCACUGGGAAUCUGAGCACCUCCAACGACGUGGACCACGUCCAAAUCCCCGAAAAUCAUCACCGCCUCGCCCUCUACGUGCAGAACCGGGUCUUCCACGGUACCGAACCAGGGUUGGAUUGGUGUCUCCUGCCCCUUUCGGACUUCUUGUGCAUCUCCGGCUUCGAUAUGUCGACGCUGCCGAUCGACUGCUCGCCGUCAACCCCGGAUGAGGAUCGGAGGCUUUAUUCGGCGAUUGCCAGUGAUGGCGCUCACGUCUAUGUCCUCACGUACCUCGGCCUCUUCAAGAUGGGCACCGGGCUGGCGGAGACGGUCGUCGGCAAACUUUACACCUCGAAUACGAUGAUGAGAGCGAGACGGGGCCAGUCCAGCCGUGUCUGGGUCAUCGACGCCUACACGUUACGAGAAAUCGGCGAGAUCAUCCUCCCCCCAGCCACCACCCAGUCAGCGAUCUUCAGCGACGGGGACGACUUCUACCAGGCCACCGUGGACCAGCACUCAUCUUUGGUGGUGACUGUCCUGAACGACAGCUUUGUCGCCUCCCAGGAGUCGAAGCUCAAGCAGAAAUAUCGAUUGACCGAGGUGUCCUACAGCUCGUUUGGUGAGAUUCAGCCGAUUCCGCACACGCUGCCGAAUACGCUACCUUCAACGUUACAGAGCCAAGCCGUCGACCUGCACAUGGGCGGGGAGUGCGCCUUCUUGCUGGCCCGCAGCGGCAAGGUGUUCUACAGUGGAAAUGGGGCCCGGCUCGGGUUGCAGGAAACCGGAACCACGUGGAUGGAGCUGGUGUUGCCGGAGCCGAUCGUACAGCUUUGUGUAGCAACUGAGAUGGUGCUCUUCCGCUCUGGCAGCGGCCACAUCUGGAUGGCGGGCGGCGAGCAUGGCCGGAAUCGGCAGGGGAAGCUGCCAACGGGAGCCACGUACGCGUACGUGACGGAAAACGGGAGGGCCUAUCUGCAGGGUCGGCAUGGUCUGAAGACACACCCGGAAACCGGGCUAAUUUGCGGCCUCGAAGGAGUCCAUCUCGUCUCCAUAGCGCUUGGCAAGACGCACGCCGUCGGGGUGACGAAGCACGGCUAUCUCCUCACGAUGGGCCUCAACAAUUUGCAUCAAUGCGGAAGAGUAGAGACGACAUCUACAAAUUGUUCGCCCUAUUCCACGCCCAGGCAGGCGGCCAUAGAGCAAGCGCGGAAGAAGGGAGAUCCGGGACCAGAUCCUGGCCCUUCAUCUGACCCCGCACCUAGCUAUUGUGCCCCGAACCAGCACCUCUUUGUCAAGGACGUCGCCAGUGUCUGCGUUCAAUGCGGCCAAUGCUCAGCCAGAGGCCCUCAUUGCCCAAGGGCCCAGACGGCUCGCCCGAGCGAUCUCUGCCCCUGCGGCCCCGGAGAGACAGCGUGCUUACGUUGCGGCCUGUGUCGACUGUGCGGAGAAGCGGAAGCUGGACCCGUGGAUGAGGCCCUGGCGGCGGAGGGCGACGCGGAGCUGCUCGGGACGCCGCAAAAGACCCUGCUGGCCCCGGCGAGGAUCCAGCUAUCGAAGGGGGCCGUAGAGACCAAGGUAGCCAUGGUGGCCUGCGGAAAUUUUCACACAAUCGUCCUGGGCGCUGAUCGAUCAGUCUACACCUUUGGAUCGAACUGCCACGGCCAGCUGGGGGUCGGUGACACGAAGAAGCACGUCUCCCCUCAGAAGCUCGAUCUGCCGGCCGGAGUCCAAAUCGUGCAGAUCGCCGCCGGGGCCAACCACUGCGCGCUGCGGACCAGUGAGGGCCAAGUUUGGACGUUUGGCGCCCAUCGACACGGACAGUUGGCAAGAGAUCCUGAAGACGCUCAUUGGCACUGCCGACCGAUAGCCGUCCCCGGAUUUGGCGCCCAAUUUGGGCUGUUCGCCACGUGGGUCGGCUGCGUGGGAGACGUCACGCUAAUUCACUCGGCUAGGUCGCUCUUUACGCAAGAAAACAUUCAGGAUGCGCAGAUUGUGGCCAAUAAGAAUUGCCUCUUUGUGUUUCCGCGCGAGGCCGGGAAGGACUACGUGGUGGUACGUCGGAAACAGCACACGUUUACGCAUCAUCAGCUGGGGCCGACAGGGCUGUAUACGUCCUGGUGCAUCGACCACGACCACAACGUCAUCUGGUCGUACUCGGCAGCCGAGAUGCGCGUCCAGGGCGUGACCGAGGCGCGCGGGCUGACGGCAAGCCAAUCCUACGGCAAGGAGCAGAAUCCGUUGAACCUGCUGCGAAGCCCGGAGUUCUUCAUCCCCGCCGAGUUCGAGGCCCGCCUCAGUACAAAUCAGCUUCAUGAGGGCUACUCGGUGGUCAAUCGUUUCGAGGCCAAUGGCGGAGGAUGGGGAUAUAGCGCUCACUCCGUCGAAGCGAUCCAGUUCCAAGUGAAUCGCCCCAUCCGGCUGAUCGGCGUCGGGUUGUACGGUGGCCGCGGCGAGUACAUUGCAAAGAUCCGCAUCCACCGGCUGAUCGGCGGCGAUAUGGACGAGUUGAUGGUGGAGGAGGUGACCGAGACGGACGAGACGCUGUUUGAGUGCGGAGCGAGGCAGACAGCCGCUUUGAUGCUCACUCGACCGGUCAGCAUCCAGGCCGGCCAGUGGUACGCCGUGUCGGCAAAGAUCAGCGGUCCGUCAUCUGAUUGCGGAGCUAACGGCCGAGCGGUCGUCGAAAGCGAGGACGUCUCCUUCCACUUCCGGAACUCCAUCCUCUCCAAUAACGGGACCGACGUGACUGUUGGCCAAGUGCCUGAGCUCUUCUACCAGGUCGAAAAAUCUAACGCUGAGGUGUACGAGGAUCUCUCGAAAGAUCUGGACGGCCGGGGAUUUUCUGACUUUUCCGCGCUGCUCCGCUCGAAGACGCUGCUCACCCCGACGCCAGAGGUGUUCAACUCUUUGCUGCGGAUCUUUGACUGGGCCGUGACAAGAGCUUUCGAGCAACACCUCGACCUCCCCUACGAAGACCAGCGAUGGCUGAGCGAACGUGCCGUUUCGAUCGGCAUCUUGGCGCUGAAGAUGAUCAAAUUUUACCUGAAAAUGCUCUAUCCCUCGAAUGGGGCUGCCGAGGAGCCGGGGAUGGAGUUUGCGGAGAGCGUCCUGAAAAUAUCUCUCGUCUUCAACACGUUGUUCGAGUUGGCCUCAAAUCAAAUUAAGGAGCCGAAGCUAAGCCGUUUCCGGGUGCCCGAGCUUGCCCAGGAGCUGGUGGUAAAGAUCGCGACCGAGCUGGUCACGCCCGACUUGCAGGGAUACGUGCAGCCGACGUUGCUGCAGACGCCGUCGAGGUUCCGCCGCAAUUCCCCGCACGCCAACUGGGAUCUCACUUCUGGAGCUCCGGACGCCAUUUGCUUCCGGACGGACAUAUCCGGGCUGACCCUGCAUGGUGUCGGGAUUUACACCGGAAACCCGGCGGAGAUGACCAUGACGAUGGAGCUGCUCGAACAGACCUGCAGGCCCGGGGAAUCGGAGUGGGAUAGGCUGGAGAUGGUGACGAUCCUCGUUCCCGCCACCGAGGAGGGCAAGGAGACGUUCAUUGCAAACGGUACCGUCUACGCCAUCAAACUAUCGACGCAGAACGGGACGAAGACGUUUUGCGGCGAGGGAGGCCUGAACUUUGUGCGGCUGUCGAACGGGGCCCGGCUGGUGUUCAACAACAGCGCCAUGAGCGAGAACGGGACGUCGAUGACGCGCGGCCAGAUCCCGUACCUCGUCUACACGCUCAGCGACGCUCUGAAGCCGCAGCUUGACACGAAGAGCGAGAGGGAUCAGGCGAUC
This is a messenger RNA of Mesorhabditis spiculigera, 4073 nucleotides long. Lineage: Eukaryota; Metazoa; Nematoda; Chromadorea; Rhabditida; Rhabditidae. The record is from the annotation of a GenBank genome assembly.